This is a messenger RNA of Musca domestica (house fly), 858 nucleotides long. RefSeq lists its product as uncharacterized. Gene Ontology annotation, biological process: DNA integration. Gene Ontology annotation, molecular function: nucleic acid binding. NCBI's taxonomy places the organism in Eukaryota, Metazoa, Arthropoda, Insecta, Diptera, Muscidae. Bases 1 to 858 code for a protein of 285 amino acids. The transcript has 3 exons. The record is from RefSeq and is a predicted model, not a curated record.
AUGUCUCAAGGCAUAAUUCUACAAUUGUUAACAGAGCAACAAAAAGCAAUGUCGCAACAAACGCAACUGCUAAAGCAUAUGGCUGAUCUUCUUCAAGCACAAGGAGCACCAAAUUCACCACACUCACCACAAACAUCAAAUUCAUCCAAAGCAGCACUAAUGGAAUCAAUAGCACAGUCAAUGACAGCAUUCGUAUACGAGCCAGAGAGCGGUCUGAUAUUUCAAGCGUGGUACAACAGGUUUGUGCAUGUUUUCGAAAAAGAAGCAAGCUCACUCGAAGAACAUGACAAAGUGGCCUUGUUAUGGAGAAAAAUGUCGAACCAAGUACAUGAAAGAUUUGCCAACUACGUAUUACCAGCAAAACCUGAAGACAUGACUCUAAAGGAUACAGUAGAGAAACUCAAGAAACUCUUUGGUAAAACAGAAACACAAGUCUCACAAAGAUACAAAUGCCUUCAGCUAGCAAAAGGCGACAGCGAAGAUUUCAGAGAAUACGCAAGCAGAUGGUGCAGCAAAAAAGGCAUUAAACACACAAGGACUGUUCGUUUUCAUCCAAGUUCAAAUGGACAAGCCGAGCGUUUCGUUGAUACACUUAAACGUGCAUUAAAAAAACUAGAAGGGGAAGAAACGCCUACGGAAUCUCUCCAAACCUUCCUAGAAGUCUACAGAUCCACACCAAAUCCAAAUGCACCAGAAGGUUCACCAAACUGGACACCUCAAAGAAUAACAAGUCGCAGACAACCAGUCGAUCCUAUUUCAAGAUCACCUUCUCAUCUUAAGGAGGGAGAUGUUGGGGCAACCCACAUUAACAAUAUGGCAUCUCAUGUUGCAACAUCCUAUACGGCAACGCCCAUAUAA